Messenger RNA from Myiozetetes cayanensis, 12272 nucleotides. RefSeq names its product rho GTPase-activating protein 39-like. Gene Ontology annotation, cellular component: cytoplasm; cytoskeleton. The coding region runs from base 6620 to 9808 and encodes 1062 amino acids. Lineage: Eukaryota; Metazoa; Chordata; Aves; Passeriformes; Tyrannidae. Gene Ontology annotation, biological process: signal transduction. The record is from RefSeq and is a predicted model, not a curated record. The transcript has 11 exons. Gene Ontology annotation, molecular function: GTPase activator activity; protein binding.
UUAACCAGGGGAGACCAUUUUGGACUUUAUCAAUGCCAGAAUGCAGAUGUUCAGUUUUAAAAAGGCUGGGAGUGCAUUUUAAGACAAGCUUAAGCGCCUCAGUCUCAGUUUCUCAUUAAGUCAAGCCCGAUCUCGUUAAUGACAAAGCACUGGCACUGUCCAUAACUAGUGUUUUUGUUUACUGGGAGUCCCAAGGUGUUACUAUAGUCACUGCUAAUCUUGCAGACACAAGUGUGUAGCAGACAAAGCAGAGGUCGAAAUACAGCUCAGGGGAUGUGACUCCUGCUCACAGCGUGACGUUUUGGAGGCGGUCAGGAAAAGAAUGUCAGUUUGGGGCAACGCUUCCAACAUGCCUUUCCUUUCGCAGGAAGGUUCUCUCAUGGGUUAUUACAUCAGAAUAAAAAAACAGCGGAAAAAAUCAAACAUGGGCCGUGUUUUUCAUCCCAAACUGCGAAUUCACUCUUGGGUAGGUGAGCUUUUCAGAGCUGGAGCGGUGCAGGGAGCAGGGGCCGGGGAGCUGCCCUGGGGAGGGCCCGAUGUUGUGGGUCCAGUGCCUUGGCUUUGCAGGAUCCUGACAGUUGUGUCCCGUGUGCUUGUUGUUCAGCGAUUCCUGUAGGCAAAACAAAUGCAAGAGUCUCUUUUCCAUGAGAAAUUAAUUUUUCUUGCUUAUUGUUUUGUAAAGGGUUUAUGAACUCCGUGGCUGGGGUUUUCGGCUAUUUACUUACUGCCUCUGUUUCUUUGCCAGAGGAAAUUGGUGUGCUUUGGGCUGGAGAAAAUGAUGACACUGAGGCAGCUCCUCUGCAGAGUCCUGUCAGGAUGAGCUUCCUGAUCCCAGCUUGCAGCACAAGGGAGAGUUGUUUGUUUGCCGACUCUGUUAUUCCUGUUGCUUUUGACUGGCUGCCAAAUUCCUCUGCCAUCCUGGCAUUGUGGUGGUUAACUUGAGUCACGCUUAACAAGCUUGGACAGCUAAUACUUUCAAGAGCUUCACUGCAUUUGUUCUUAGUUUUUCCAGCAGAGUCUGCAGAGACAGCUGCAACCGGGUUGAUUUGCUGAAGAACGGAACAGCCUAAAAAAGUUGUGAUGAAACACUGUUAUAUUUGUUUUGUGCUUUCAGUCCACAGUGUUUUGUGGACUCUGCUAGACGAGAAAUAACCUGGUCCCUUGCUGUCCAUGGCUGUGUUGUGCACGAGUUUUCAAGGGACUCUGUGUUUUAGCUCAUAAAUGACUGGCAGCCCUUUAAAUGAAGAGAGACAGAGGGCCAUUAUUUUCUUAAUGUCAGACAUUUAGGAAUGUAGCUGCUUCAGAUAUGUAGCUUUGCAGAGUGGUGCUUGAAAGCCCUAGGCUCUGUGAUCGGGCUGUUUGUUGGGCAUCUGCAGCUGGCACCUGGGGUGACACGGGCCGCUUGUGCAUGGCCUGGCUGUGAGGGGCUCCACCCUGUAAUUACAGCCUCAGUCUGCUCCUGUUCCCUGCCACUGCUGGCUCCUGGGCUGCCUUUGGAAAAGCUAAAGCUGUGAUGGGUUUUUUUUAAUUGCCUGGUGGAAUUAUUUUAGACCAGAGGUGGGUGUCUUGAGAGGUCCUUCAAGUCCCCAUCCCUGCACGCUCUCACUGUGGUAACUGUUCUGUCCCGAGGUCCUGGCUGAUACGUUUCCCUCUGCUGGUUUUGGGAGCUCCUUUUCUGUUCCUGUCUUCCCAGCCUUCACUCCUUGACACUGUUCAGAAACCUCUGUAAAUGUUUUCUCCUGGUUGCUCAGCGUUCCCUUGUGCAGCAAACAAACAUCCCUGUGCCUGGUGUAAAUGAGCCUCUGGGACCUGGCUGUUCACUUUGCUCUCUCCUGGCUGCUAUAGGCUCUCUUUAGAUGGGACAAAAAUGGUUAUUCUUUUCCCCUACUGUAAUGGGGAGACUCCUCUGCACUGCAGUGUGGCUGUGGCUGUGCAAUGCCUGGCAUCCCAUCACUGUGCCCAGGAGGAUCUGUGCACAGAAACGAUGAACAUCACUCACUGCAGUCGUGUUCCUCGCGCAGUGUGAGUGAUGUGGGCUGCUGCCAGGGCACUGGAGCAGUUGCUGGGUUUCUGUGGUGCUGCAGCUUCUCUAGAACAGCUUCUGAUUGUGGAGCCCACUGUUCUCGGGCUGCUCUGCUCAGCAGCAGCCGUCUGAGGCAGCAGCUGCAGGGGCUUCGUGGCAGUGCUGGGAGGAAUCCCUGAAAUCUUCAGCAGUGAUACAGCAGGCCAGGAAGAGUAAAUCUCAGUCCUGAAGCAGCUGGGCAACCAGCUAGAUAAGGCCUUUGUCAGUAAUUCCUAGAAUGACAGAGAGGGCAGCGGGUGCUGCUGUGUCCUUGAAAUAGCAGGGAUAUCAUCUGUGUGACAUUACUUGCUUUGGCACAGGGAGAGUGCUUGCUGCAUGCUGCUUCUCCAGGCUCUGGGCUGUUGCCUUUUAUCCUUUGGGCAGGUGUAUCUUCCCCACCUCGUUCCUGCAGCUAUAUCAGCAUGAUGCUCUUGGCCCCACAUGCAGCCUUGUCAGUGUUGGGAGGUGUCACCCUGCUUAGGUCUGGUUUAUUUCUGUUCAGCAGCUGGCGAGAGGUGUGGGGGUCUUAGAACUCUGUGGAGCCACGUGCAGCUUUCUGGUCACUGACUGGGGUCUCAGUCAGUGAGCAGCACUAGUGGGUGCUGGGGCUCAUCAAGACUCACACAGGGUUCCAUCUCCAUCCCUUCCUCCUGUUUGCAUCCAUCCCCCUGAUAGAAACAGGAACUGCCCGGGCAUUCGUGCUGGAAGGCUCUUGGGUGCUUUGGUUGCCACGGUGUGCAGAUCCUGUGUGACUCGGUGCCUGCACACACUCUGAGGUGGAUGAAGCCCAGGUCGGUUCCAGCUGAAAUCUUUUGUCUUAGCUUGGUGUGUCCCAAAAAGACACGAAGAGAAAGCAGAUCUAUGACUUUGGGUACCUCCCUGCAGAGAUGUGCACUCCUGGAAGGCUCUGGCCAUGACCUUGCACGAGUCCUGCUGCCCCCUUGGGUGGGACCCCGGGGAGGGGGGUGACUGUGGUGCUGCCCAUGGAGCGGUGCUUACAGCCUGUCUCUGCGAAUCCUCCCUGAAACCACGGCCAUGGCCUUGGGGGGGAUGGGAAGGCAUCAGGCUGCUGCCCUGGGGCUGAGCCCAGCACGCCUGGGGCAGCACCAGGGAUGGAGGGAGGCAGGAUGCAUCCCAGCUGUGGUUGUCAGUUGUUGCUGCACUGGUAGGUUGUCCUGUAAUGCCUUCACCUAAGCAACUCUGAACUAUUUCCUCCCUAUGUUAUUGCUAAAAUUGAAGUUUUCCCAUGGAAAUCCUGUCUGUUGGGGACAAAGCCUGGUUAUGAGCACGCUGAGGUGGGAUGCAGUCACUGGCAGAGUGCAGUGGUGCUGGUGUCAGUCCCAAUCCUGGCGACAGGCUCUACCACGUGUGGUGGGAUUGAUGCAGGUGGGAGGGCCAGCACCGAGCUGUGCCAGGCUCAGCUCCCCCCAGAGCACCCCCUGCCCCUGAGCAGGCACUGUCCUGCUGGCACCGAGCCUCCCCCACAGCUGCCUCCCCUCCAGCAGCUGGGAUUUGGAUGGGGCUGUGGAUCCGUGCAGAUCGUUUCUGAGGGAGAGAGAGGGGAUGAAAACUGCCAGUUUUUUUUUUCUUUUGCAACUCAUUCUCAAAUGCUCAGCCCUUAAAAGGAAAAACGACUCAGCUGAAGCCUUCACUGAGCUUAGGAGGUGCCACUGCGUCUGGGGCAAAGCAGAGCUUUGGGGAGGCUGUUUAAGGAUUGGGGGUUUGGCCUUGUGCUCUCACGUGCAAAAUGCAAACUCCAGCCAUGGUGGCAGCAGCUCGGGGGCCGGGUUGUCCAGGCAGGCCCCGCAGCCCAGGGAAGCUGGCUCACUUCUCUGCUGCACUCUGGGGCUCCAGCUCUGCAAGUGGUUUUGCUUCCCAGUGCUGUAAAACCCCUGGGCUGGCUGGGACAGAGAGGCUGGAGAGGCCACCUGCCAGAGCUGUGUCCUGGGCCAGCCUGGGGACCCUGGAGAAGAGCAGAGGGAGGCACCUGUAACCUUUCUGACACUGAAUGCUUUUUGCCAUGUCUUUUGCCUCCUGCCCAAGCUGCAGUGGCCACAGCUGAUCUCUCUUCGUAGCAGAGUCUGAGGUGCUCACCCUCAAUGACAGUUUGGGGACAGAGAGAAGUGAGAGGCCCUUGGCCUCCAAGGGAGCAGCAGGUGCUUUCGCCAGGCACAGCAGCCAGCCCUGUGUGACACAGGAGCUGCUGCAGGAGCCUGCACUUCCCUGGCUGUCAGGUGCAGUCAGAACUGAGACCCAUCUGCACGGCUGAGAUUUUUUUUAAUGGGAGUGGAUUUUACUGUUCCUUCUGCCCUCAGGUGCAGUUUCCUUUAGCGUUGGGUUGAGCAGUCCCUGGGUGCCUGUGACUGUCUCCAGUACCAGGACUCCUCCUGCUCAGAGUGCCCAUCCAGCAGGUGCUUUAUGCUCUGUCCCAAAGCCAUGAAAACAGGGAUGUUUCCUGCCCUUUGCUCUUCCCUCUGUUGUGGAACCCCCAGUCCUGUGGUGGGUGGAGUGAGGGAUGGGAUGGGGCAAGCAGCACUUCAGAUCCCUCUCUCUUCCCCUCCCCAGCAGGUCUUCUCUGUGUGACUCCAGGGCUUGGCUGGGAGUGAUUUCAGGACAGGGUCAGUCCAGCCCUGGUGGGCAGCGCUCAGCACAGAGAGGAUGAUGGAGAAACGUGAAGGUUGGGGUGGUGGGAGUUUCUGUGUUGCCCUCCCUUCUCCCUGCUGAGAUGUGGAGUCUGAGAUGCCUGUGCAUCCAUCCCACCCAAGUCUCAGGUACUGGUCUUGGGCUGUAGGGCCUUAUGCCUUUGGGGCUGUUCUGGGCUUUGUUUUCAGUUGAUUAUCAUUGUAGCAUGACUUGUCAUGGUGUCUGUCAUCCCAUGAGAGAUUUUCUCCUCUGCUCCCCCUCUCUGCUCUUACAGAGACACCAGAAAAUCUCAUCUAUGUCCUGAAAGUCCUUGUUUCUUACUUCUUUCUUUCCAAGACAGGAUUUUGGAGGAAUCUGCUGUUAAUUUUGGUGCUGCCCCAACCUGCUCCCGUGGAAUGAGCUGCCCCUUUGCUGUGUGUUCUGCUCUGAAGCCAGGGUGAACUGAGGGGCCAACAGCAGCACCGUGGGAGCCAGCAGGGCUGGCAUCUGGCCUGGGGGAAAGUUGGGAAUGGCCAGGAAAGAGGCAAGAGCCAACAGAGUCCAAGCAAUCAAAAAACCCACCAAGUUUCUCAUCUGACAUCUCUGUCUUUGAAAAUACCACCUAGCAGAAGGCUUGGGGCUUCACUGGUGUUCCUAUUUCAUUUUAGUUAUGUUUUUUUUUAAUUAAAAACACCAAAGUAAUGAGAUGCUUUGUGUGGUAGGACCUUUUCCAGGCUCUCUGCUACCCCUAACCCACCCAAGCCAUGGUGCUGUUCCCUCUCCUCUCUGCCAUGUGUUGCCAGGCUGGGCUCUGCUCUCAGAGGCCUGCCCCUGCUCUGCUCUUGCUGGAGCUAAGCAUAUGUGCUCAGGCUUUGAGCAAUCACAGCCAUUUGUUCUGUAUUUUCACAGUCUGGUCUGUCUCCUGCAAGGCAGAGGCUGGUUUGUUUGCAUAGCACUUAUUUUCAGAAGCAGAGGAGAGUUUUAGGAACAGGGUGACAUUAUAUUUAUUUUAGUUCCUCUAUAAUUUUUGUUAGAAGGAGGCAUGUGUAUUAAAAGAAGUUCAUAUAUAUAUAUAUAUAUGUGGGGGAGAGGCUUGUUUUGGGUACUUUUUUUGUCCUAAGAUGUAAAUUACAGCUUUUCUGGACUUGGCUGAAAGAAGGCAGUGAGUAAAGCCUGGAUUGACUAAGUCAGCUGGUGGUGGGAGGUCACCUUAAGGAGCUGGUGCUAGAGACCUUCUUGGAGGCUCUGCAGCUCCAGGAUACAGAUGAGUUUUACAGCCUUGUCCUGGCUUUGAUAUGCCAAUCUGAAGCCACCUGGAGGUUGCACUUUGUUGCUCAGUGUCUGUACUGAGCAAAGUUUUUUAAGAGGUGGCUUUGCCUGUUGUGCAGAAGGUGAAGGGGCAAGCGUGAUCCUCUUAAAAAAAAAUCUGUGGUGAUGCUUGAGUGCUUGAACACAGCCCAGGCUGCUCUUCAGCCAGCCAGAAGCCUGGACUCGCAGAGGAUCAGCAGUGUCAGCAGCUGCGGUGCCUCUGGGAUGAUACCCACUCCCCAGUCCUGAACUGGUUUGCCUUGUUCUGUUGCUGGGCCCUCCUUUUAGAGCACCCAGGAUUGUGAAUGUGGUUUCAUUCUCCACAAGGCUCCUUCUGCUCCUUUUCGUGGGCCCCUUGUCCUGCUCAUGCAGCACAUGCAUCAGGCUCUGAACUCCUCAUCUCUGGAGGGCAGAUCAUUCCAGCAGCCCCUCCCCAUCACCCUGCCUGUUCUCUGCAAUGAGUAACCAUGGAAUUUACAUCCACCCUGCCUUCAGCCACUGUCACACAGUGGCUGGGAGCUGUACUUCACUCUCCACGUGUGAUGGCCGAACUCCAUCCUCCUCCUCCUCCUCAAGGAGGACCCGUUAACAAGGCGCUUAUCUCGGCAUUGACGCAUCCUCAGUUGGAUGACCUCUGAUGAUGGGAACAAUGGACAGCUUUGUCUUGGAGCCAGCUCUCUUCCUGCAGGUGACUCUUCCCGUGUACCUGGACCCUUCCCUUUCUGGUCCUGCUCCAUUUUCUCUAGCUCGGACUGGGUGGAGAUCAUCGAGCCCCGCUCCCAGGAGCGGAUGUACGUCAACCUGACCACCGGGGAGUGCGGCUGGGAGCCCCCCCCCAACCUGAAGGUGCGCCAGUCGGACCAGAAGCAGUGGUGGGAGCUCUUCGACCAGAACAACAACCGCUUCUACUACUACAAUGCCAUCACGAGGCAGACCGUGUGGCACCGGCCCCAGGGCUGUGACAUCGUGCCCCUGGCGCAGCUCCAGGCCAUGAAGCGCAGCUCCCAGCCUGACUCCCGGCGGCAGCACCGCGGCAGCACCGGCAGCGACGGCCGCGGCACCCCCGUCCACAUGGCCCUCCUGCAGGACGCGGAGAAGGGCAAGUGGGACUGUGCGGGGGAGAAGAGGAAAGACCCUUCUGGCAGGGAGACUCCUACCCAGUGGCAGCCUCUGCCAGGCACGAAAGCAGCCAUGUUGGUCAAGGUGAACAGUUUGAGGCAGAUACAGAGCUUUUCAAACAGUUCACUUCAGCUGCAGAGCACUCCAGAGCCCAGCAGCCCAAAAUCUCUUCCAAAAUCAGCUAUAUAUGCCCAGCCUCAAUCCAGGUCCCAGAGCCCUGGAGCGGCAAAGCAAACAGGAGACACGAAGCAGUCUAUGCAGAUCAAAAAGACGGAGAACGGGGGGUUUUGCCUGGUGCUGAUGAAUGGCCCAACUUCUCAAACACCUCCCAGGAGCCGGACAGGAACCCCCCAGCCUGCAUCCCCCAAAUAUGCCUCCCCUGCCCCCAUAUACGAUGAGCCAUCUCUAGAGUCGCCAAUUUAUGACGAGCCACCGGUGGACAUGGACACAGAGAGCGUUGCUGUGAGUGGAGUGUCUCCACCCAGGUCACCAAGCAACAGCUUAAAAAAGCAGCUGCAACCAACCAAGUUAUUGCAGCAUCCCAGUAUGCAACAGCAACAAGCUGCAAAGAAGCAUGCAAGAAACCCCUCUUCCACUGAAUACAGCCCAGCUGGCAGGGAAUACAUAAAACACAUGGUCAAUGUUGACCAAUCUGCCAAACUCUCCCACUCUUCUGCUGCAACAGCUGAUGCCUCCACUAAACUGCCUGGUCAGCUUGCUUCAAAGGACAGCUUCAAGCAGUCUUGGAGGAUCCUGGAAGCCAACGUCCUCAAGAACAUGGAGCUCCACCACAGUCGUCAGAACAGCCUGCAGACUCAGGAGUACCCGACCGGUAUAAGCCACCAGGAUUCUGGUUAUUCGACUGGCCCUUCUCCGAGCUUGAGAAAAAGGAAAGGAAGGAGGCAAGGAACAGGUCAGGUAAGACCUGGCUCCGUGGGCAGCAGCAGCGAGCUCACAGCUCUGAACGACAAAGUGAUCGCCGAGAUGCGCGCAGUGGUGGGCAGGUCAGCAGCUUGCAGGGGAAGCAAAGCCAGCCUGGAUGCCGAGAGCCUGGAGAGCGGCGUCCCAGCAGAGAGCAGCAAGGUCAGGUUUCAGUCCGACCACUUGAAAAAAUGCGUCAGCCGGAGCUCCAGGGACGACGUCUCAGCCAGCAACAGGUCUCUGUACAGGCAGGGCCUGGAGGUGAGGGAAGGCUUUCCUGGCAAUGCCGCCGCUCCGCAGGACACAACGAGGCAGAAGAGGACUUUUGAGAAAAUAGAUUCCUUGGAAAAGAACGUGACCAGCCAGACGAGCUUGGCUUCGUCGGAUGCCACCCGCCACUCCUCGCAGCCUGGCACCAUCGAGCUGGAGCCCAAGCAGGAGGGCAGCGGCCAGCGCGGCGGCUGUGCGGGAUGCCACUUCCCCUACAACACCCUCCGGAAGCCCAUCUCCCAGAGCAGCAUGGCAGACUGGGCCUCCAAAAACCUCAACAUGCACACGCAGGGCAUCUUCCGCCGCAGGAUCUCCAUCUCCAACAUGCUGUCCUGGAACGGCGGCUCCAUCAAAAAGCCCAUGCUCAUCACCAGCAACCGCGCCAUCAAGAAGGAGGCGUGCGAGAUGUUCAAGCUGGUGCAGAGCUACAUGGGGGACCGCCAGAGCCGCCUGGACCGCAACCACGUGGCAUUGGUGACGGUCACCAAGUGCUGGAGCGUGCAGGGGCUGCGGGAUGAGCUCUACAUACAGCUGAUCCGGCAGACGACGGACAACAUGUGCUACCGGAGCCUGGCCUGGGGCUGGGAACUGAUGGCCAUCAGCCUGGCCUUUUUCUCCCCAUCACCCAAGUUUCAGUCUUACCUGGAAGGUUACAUUUACCGCCACCUUGACAGUGACGAAAACAUUGCCCAGCGCAUCAAGGAGCUUGUGGAUCUGAAAAACAAGAAGAACUCGAAAUCCAGGAAAAAGAGGAAACAAAACACAGAGGAUGAAGGUCUGCCCAUUAGCACCUAUGCCAAGUACUGCUACCGCAAACUCCAGAAAGUGGCCGUCACUGGAGGCAAAAAGGGCCUCCGCAAGCCCACGGUGGAGGAGAUCACGCACGCCAGGAACGCCAUCCUCACACCGUCGCUCUUCGGCAGCUCCCUGGAGGAGAUCAUGCUGCGCCAGCAGGACAUGUUCCCAGGCAACAAACUGCCCUGGGUGCAGACACAGCUGUCACAGCAGGUCCUGGCCCUGGGAGGGGAACAGACAGAGGGGAUUUUCAGGAUACCUGGUGACAUAGAUGAAGUCAAUGCACUGAAACUGCAGGUGGAUCAGUGGAGGAUCCCGAGCGGUCUGAGUGACCCCAACAUCCCAGCCUCUCUCCUCAAGCUCUGGUAUCGGGAGCUGGAGGAGCCAGUGAUUCCCCAGCAGUUCUACAAAGAGUGCAUCAGCAACUACGAGAACCCCGACGCUGCCGUGGCCGUGGUGCAGCUUUUGCCAGAGCUCAACAGGCUGGUGCUGUGUUACCUCAUCCACUUCCUGCAGAUCUUUGCUCAGCCGUCAAACGUGGGCAGAACAAAAAUGGAUGUGAAUAACCUGGCCAUGGUGAUGGCCCCCAACUGCCUGCGCUGCCAGUCCGACGACCCGCGCGUCAUCUUCGAGAACACGCGCAAGGAGAUGUCCUUCCUACGCAUGCUCAUCGUGCACCUGGACACAAGCUUCGUACACGGGCUGGUCUGAGCCCGGCCCCGGCUCCACACGGUGCUCUGGGGAGUUGCUGGGUACCCUAAAUCUCCUCCCCUCCACGUAGUUUUGUUCCAUUGUCCUUGCUGUUGUCACGCCCUGGGUUAGCCCCCGAGCAGCUCCCAGCGCACAAGGACUGGACGUUCCUGGAAGGCUCGGUUCUGUCAGCACCAGAAAGUCCUUGGACAUGCCAGGUCAGGUUCAGCUGUUCCUGGCCUUCCAGCACGUGGCAGAGAGGGGCCACCCUCCUCCUGGGAGCCACAGGACUGGUUGCUCAGUGAAAGGGCUGUGACAUUCGUGAGGGACCGCUACAACGAGACUCUCCAUUUCCCUUCUGGAGGCACAGGUGGCUUCAGGUAGGGGGACAUCACUCCUGUGCUGUGGCAUGAGCCGGCCCUGGGGGAGAUGCUGCCUCACUGGGGAUAAUCCUCCUGCUACGGGGGCAGCCUGGUUCACCUCUGCAGACUGUUGGCUGGAGGUGUGAGGGUUGCUCUGACCCCCACGGUGCUGUUGGUAGAGGGCUGUGAAGGUGCAGGGGAUUUGCUGAGGCAGAAAAGCCCCUCGUGCUGUGGUGGUCAGUGGAAGCACACUGCAGCCUGGGGAGAGCAGGUCUGGGAGCUGCUGCUGCUGGGGGCUGGAUGGUCAGCCAUUCUGCAGCUGGGAGCUCUGGCAGGCCAGAUCCACAGCACCCACCUCACCUUCUUCAGAGAGCUGCAGAGCUGCACAGCAGCACGUGGGACCAGCCCUGCGCUGGGCACCCACCCACACCAUAGGGCUGGGCACAAAGAGAAGGCCACGCACCUGACAGCAGACAGGUAAUUGCUGUGGCAUCCCCCUAACAAGGGCCAUGUCCUCUGGAGGGGUGACCCCAGCAGCCUUGCAGUUCCUUUUUGCUCAGGACAGCGUGAGCUGACAGCAGCUUUACUGAGGAGCACCAGAGCCCGUGCUCAGAGCAGCCUCCACGGCUCCAGCACCCCCUUCCUGAUAGCACAUCCUUCCCAGGCUGCUCUGCUGGGGACUGAAUACCAGUUUGGUCUCUCCUGGUUCAGCCCAGGUCUGAAGAAAGCUGGGAAGGCCCCAGAAGUCAGAAUUGCUCCUGUGCUCAGAGAGCAGCAGCAGCACUGUGUGCUUGGGAAAUGCUGGUACUGCCUGUAGUCAGCUGUGGCACCUCUUCCCACCAAAUUCCCACAGGCAUUGCAGAGGGGUUGGGAAGGGAAGGGGAAGGAAAGGGGCAGGUUGAGCAGCUGAGGUGUGGUGGAGCCUGAGUGGGGGUAGUGUCAGGUGGCAGCUCAGUGUUCUCACUGCUGCUGUUGUGGCUUUCUGUGUGCCACCAGAGGUGAGGCACAGCAAGGACAGUGUCCUUUGGAGGCAGCACAUGGAUCCCUCCACAGCCUCUGGAUGCUGUUAUAUGUUCCUUACCAGAUCCUAAUUCUCUGGCAUCCUAGUGCUACUCUUCCUUUGAGGUGUUUUCCUUGCUGGAGGCAGUUGUGCUGCAAAAAGCUGAGUUUGGGGAUUACUGGAGCAGUGCUAAGGCUGCCAGGAGUAUCCAGGGUUGCAUUUGUGUUUCUGCAUCGCCCUCUCUUUCCAGUGGGGACUGGGGAUCAUCCUCUCCAGGCUGCAGAGGGGACCUGAGCCCUGCCAACAGUGAGGUUUAGGGCUGAUGCCUGAGUGAGUACCCAGUGUGGGCACGAGGUGCCACAUGCAGAGAGUGCCCCAAGCCUGCUGGUUUGCCUGGGGCAAGAGGUGAGAGGGUUCCCAGAGCCUGUAUUUGGAUGAGUUUAGAUGAACUGCACAGCAGGAAUUCAGUUUGUGCCCAGCUGAACGAAGGUCAUGGUUCCUCUCCUUCUACCAGCUGCCUCUGUGGGGCAGGAAAUCCUUUGCCUUGUCAGGGUUAGCUCUGUCAAACGCCCCCCAAAAUGUGCCAGCGUGUUUGACUCCCCCCAUCCCACACUCCAACCCCGGGGGCUUGUCUGGCCCUUCUGCAGCGCUGAACUUGUUCCCCAGGUGUGGAGCUUCUGCCCCAGAGGUGCAGGCACAGGCAGAGGUCACCAGCUCUGCCCCUGCCCCCAGGUUUGAGUCAGUCAGCAGGCUCAGGGUGUCCUGCCCUUCUCGGGGGGCUGCAGAGCCUGUCCCUGUGCUGGGCCUGCAGCCCCCGUGUGGGUGAUCCUUGUGUGGGUGAUCCCCGUGUGGGUGAUCCCCGUGCCAGGCCUGCCCUCGUGUCAGUGAUCCCCAUCAGUGACCCCCUUUGUUCCCUGCACUUCGCCGUAGCAGUCAAUCAAACCAUAGGCAUUUGCUGCUAUUUACAAAUGAAUGCUUCUUGCCAGGGCUGUAAAACAGGCUAAUAAAGGACACUGGAUAUUAUUUUCUUUGCCAACAGAUUUGUAAAUACCAAUCAGUAAAGUAGCCUCUUCUCUGUUCUAAUAGUAAUAAAUAAAAUCUCCGUGGUUGUUCUUUUGGUGCA